This is a messenger RNA of Penicillium bovifimosum, 231 nucleotides long. RefSeq lists its product as uncharacterized. The coding region runs from base 1 to 231 and encodes 76 amino acids. The record is from RefSeq and is a predicted model, not a curated record. The transcript has a single exon. NCBI's taxonomy places the organism in Eukaryota, Fungi, Ascomycota, Eurotiomycetes, Eurotiales, Aspergillaceae.
AUGUCUGGACCCCCAAAUGACUCGUCAAUGGCGCGAUCGGUGUUCACCGGGGGAUCGACUGGAAAGCGCAUGGAACGGACCCCCGUGCGGAACCGCGACAUGUACUUCUCGUCGAGUUUCCGAACCACACGGGACCGGCAUUCGGAUUCGCGCAGCCGAAUAUCGUCCCAAUCUUCCGGUGCUGUCAACAGUUCACGUACCGAGGGGCUUCGUGCUCGCGGACUGUCAUGA